AUGUAGAAAAUGAAUGAUAGAAAGCAACCUGAAGUAGCUAGAAGUUCAAGAAAACGUUUCUCAAUUUCAAGAGAAAUAGCAAAUAGAAAAAUGAGUAACUCUAAUUUAUUCUCUUCAGAAGAGAGUAAAAUUAGAAUGUUGGGAAGCAGACAUUCAGUUUCAUCUAUAAAGAGCAAAUAAAAUAAAGUGAACAUAUCAAUGAACAAAGAUUUAUCUCCAGGAUCAUCAUCAUUCUCUAGUGAUUCAGAAUCAAAUAAGGAACCAAUAGAUUAAUCAAUAAUUUUAAAGGAUAAUAUUGGAAUAGUAUAAUAAGCUUAAUCAUCCUUUUAUUAAGUGUAGGAUAAAUUAAUUUUACCAAACAUGUCAUUUGAUUAAGACUUUAUAAAUCCAUUGGAUAUAUCGGAUGGAAUUGAAAGGUCGAUUUUGAAAAUUUAGUUUAUUGAUUUUGAACAUAGAUGGGGAAUGAAAUAAGAUAUAAAUAUUUUAAAAUAAUGUGGAGGAGAUUAAAUGCUACUUUCUUAAGCAAGUGAAGGAAUGUCUUCACAUAGAUCAUUAAAAAUGUCUCAUAGAAGUAAAAAAGGGGCGUUUUAAUCAAAAUUAUAAUAAACUCAUACUAAAGGCAAAUAAUAGAUAAGUGAUAGUGAUGAUGAUGAUUAUACUGAUAAUUAAUAGGAUGUUGAUAAAAUUAAAAAAAAAUAUGAAAAACUAUAUGAAAGAAAUCCAUUUGAAGAUCCUUACUAUGUUAAAUUAAAAGACCUUCAUGGUUUUGAAAGAUUACAAUAUGAAAUUAAUGUAAAUUUUUUAAAUCAUAUAAAUAGGCAUAUAAUGAUGAUAAAUAAUUUUUGAAAUUAAGAAAAUAAAUAGUUUAUUAUUCUUUGUUUAUUCCAAUUUUAUGCAAAAGAAUAAUUAGAAGUGUUCUAUUUAAAAUAAUCAUGUCAUUUCUAAUUAUUUUUAAUGUUACAUUAUACAUAUAUUCAUAAACCUAUUAGGAUCCUAUGUCCACUAAAAAUAUGGAGAGGGGAAUAAUGAUUUGUUUUUUAAUUGAAUUAGGAAUAAGAAUAAUAGCAUCAGGAGUUAUAAUUCCAAAAGGAGCAUUUUUUAAGAAUUUCUAAGAUAUAUUUGAUUGUAUAUUGGUGGUAGUUUAUGUAUUAAAUAUAACAUAUCCUGAUAUAUUUAUAGUGGAUAUAUCUCCAUUAAGAGUUAUAACAUUGUUACUUUAUUUAGGAGAUAUAUUUUCUGGUUUGGGAGUGAUGUUAAAGGCUUUGAAAUAGUCAUUUAGAUUUUUAUUAGAGGCAUUAAUGAUAGUAGGAUUAUUUUCAGUAUUUUUUGCAAUUACUGGAGUAUUUAUGUUUUAAGGUUUAUUUAAUUAUAGAUGUUAAUAUGAUAAUGGGGAUGAAACAGAUGGUUGGAUAUAAUGUAAUUAAAAUUAAUGUUUUGAAGAAGGAAUGUCUUGUUAAUUUUCAUCUUUCACUCCUAAACUUCCAACUUCUUUUAACAAUGUAAUUUAUUCUUAUGGUCAAGUAUUGAGAACUAUAACUAUGGAUGAUUGGAGUUGGGUAAUGUUUUUUACUAUGAGAAUAUAUCAUCCUUGGACUUGGCUUUAUUAUUUAUUAAUUAUUUUUGUUUGUGGUUUUUUUGGGUUUAAUUUAGUUAUAGCUGUUAUUAAAAUUCAUUAUGCUGAAGCUACAGAAGAAAAUGCAAAAGAUGAAGAAAUGAAGUUAAUUUAAUAGAAGAUUAAAGAAAAUAGAGAAUUACCUGAAAGAGAUAUUAUCAAUGUUUUUGAUGUUGCUUUUUUAAGAUAUAUUGAUUUUUUUUCAGUUAUUCAAAGAUAUAGAUAAGCAUUAAAGUCUUCAUAUAGAUCUAUUAAAUUAGAAGAUAAUCAAAAUGAUAAAGGAAUUUCAAAUAAAACUAGAAUAUUAUCAGCUAAACAAAAAAAGAAUGAAGAGUAUAAUUCACAUGUAAUUAUAUUAUUCAUCUUAUUUUAUAGGCUGCUGGCUUUUUUAAAAGAAUUAUUUAUAAGAUCUAAAAUUUUACUGUGAAAAAUGUUCUUUUACCUAAAUUCUUAAUACUUAGUGAGAAAUAAAAAAAUGUUCAUAUUAAAAAAUAUACUGAAGAUGAAAUUGAAUUAUAGAUUUUAGAAAGAUUGAAAUCUUUUUAAUUUUCAUAAUUAUAAUCUUGUGUCAAUUAAUAAAUACAAUAAAAUUUUGAAAGUGAAGGAGAUGUUUUACCAACUCUAAAGUAAUUAUAAUAUUUAAAUAAAUAGUUUACCUGAUUGUGAAAAAAAAGAAUUAGAAAAAGAAAUUAUUAAUAUGAGAAGUGUAAAAAUUCCAGUUGUUUAUCCAGAUAUCAAAUAAAAAAAGAUUUUAUAAAUCGUACAUGACCAUAAAAAACUUAAUCCUUUUCCUGUUCGUAAAGUUAAAAGAAUUAUUUUGAAUUAAACUGAAGAUGAAUAAAAUGAAACUAAUAAUUCUGUUGAUCAAAAUCUCUUCUAUUAAAAAUAGAGUAUUGCAUAAUCACACAAACUUAAAACUUCAUAAGGAGACAAUAAAGUUCCAUUUGCUAUAAAAAAAUAAGAUUAAAAUUAUAUUUAUAUUUAAGGAUAUUACUUAAAUUAUGAAGGGGUUUCUACUAAAAUUAAUGCUAAAAUUUAAAAAAAUAAAAAUUAACAAUCAUCAAAUGAAUUCUAAUAUAGAUUGUUAAGAAGAAAAGAUUUAUAAUAGAAUUAAAUUUCUAAAAAAACUUGGUCAGGAAAUGAUGUUUUAAAAUUAAAUGAAUUAAGAUUGUUAAACUUUAAAGAUAUGUUAAAAAGAUUAAAUUUUAUUGAUAUCUAAAUAUGGAUGCUUGGAUUUUAGGGUAAAAUUGAAACAUUACGUAAAUAUUCAUAUCUUUUAAUUACAUCUUAAAUAAGUUAAUUAUUUUUUGAUAGCGUAAUUUUAAUAAAUUUUACAUUUUUAUCAUUGUAAGGAAUAGCAAAUUCAGUUACAAUUUCAAAUGAAGAGGAUGUUUCAACAAUAUUUUUAUGUAUAGAAUUAGUAUUAAGAUUUUUUGCAUUUUCAUUUAAAGACAUAUCCUAAAGUCCUGAUUAUGUUCUUUAAUCUUGUAUUGUGGUUUUGAAUUUCAUAGAGUUAACAAUGAGUUCAGUGAUGACAAAUUUAAAUGAAUAAAAUUUAAGAUUGAUAAGAGGAACUAAAUGUUUGUUAUUUUAUCGAGUAUUAAAAUAUAAUAAGAUGGCAGUAGCAAUAGGACAUAUAGCUUAGAGAACAUUUAGAUAAUAUAUAUAUUUAACAUUUUUAUUUUUUUUGGUGAUAUUUGUGUAUGCAAUGAUUGGUAUGGAAAUGUAUGCUGGUUAUUUUGAUUAAACGGAGGCUUUAGGAUAAUUACAUUCAUAUGAUAAUAUUUUUAAGGCUUUUAUGACAAUAUUUAAUAUUCUGACAAAUGAUGAUUGGUAUGGAGUAUAUGUUUUGGGAGGAAAUAUCAAUUACAUAUUUGCUGUAAUAUAUUCAUAUUCGAUGGUUAUUUUUUUGAAUUAUAUAACAUAUGGUUUGGUAUUGGCUAUAUUAUUGGAUGGAUUUGGAGCAAUAAAUAAGGAAAUGUAAGAGUUAGAAGGAGAAAAAGAUUAAGAGGAAGAUAAGAACAAUGAGAAAUAAGAAGAGUAAAAUUCAUAAAUAACUGAAUAAUAAGAAAUGCAUGAAUUUCAAUUGAAUUUAAAACCUUUGAUGUCUUAAAUAAAUUUUAAUGAACAUUAAUAGAAGAAAUCUAAAUAGCAUUUAAUAUCAAAUCUUAUGAAAUCAAUCAGUAAUUAUCUAUAUAUCAUAAAAUAGGACAAGUACAUAGAGAUAUAUUAAGUAAAUAUCCUAAUUUAUACGAUGGAAUCUAAUGUUAAUAAUCUUUAUAUUUAUUUAAUAAAGAUAACAUUUUGAGAAUAAUUUGUUGUAGAAUAGUAACAUCAAAAAUUUUCAAUUACUUUAUGGAUAUAGUGUUAUAUUUUUCAAUAGUAGUAUUUGCAUUGAAAACUUAUAAUGAUUAUGAGAUUGAUUCAUCUUUUUAUCCAGAAGUGUUGCAAUUGAUAGCAAAUAUUUUCUUUUUGUUUGAAAUAAUAAUUGGCAGUAUUGCGAAAGGGAUGUGGAUGAAUAAAGGAGCACAUAUUACAUACACAUGGCAAAUAGUAGAUGUAAUAUAUAUAGUGGCAUUCUUUAUACAUUUUUUAUAGGAUCAAGAGUAAAGAGCAGUAGUUAAUUUCUUUUUAUAUUUUGGAUAUCUAAGAGUUAUGAAAUUAAUGUAUAGAAUAUCUUGGUUAGACACAUUGAGAUUGGCAUUAGGUAGAUCUUUAGCAGAUAUAUGGAAUGUUUUGAUCACAAUGCUUUCAGUUUGGAUUAUAUUUGGAGUUUAUGGAAUAAUACUAUAUGAAUAAUAAUUUGGAUUCUGUGAGGAUAAAAUGGAAUUUAAUAUAAAUAAGAAAGAAUGUUUAGAUAUGAAUAGAACUUGGAUUAAUUAUAAACAUAAUUUCGAUAAUAUUACAAUAGCUAUUCCAACAUUAUUUGUAGUAUCAACUUUUGAUGGAUGGGGAGAAAUAAUGUAAAUAUCAGAAAACAGUUAAAAUCCUAACAUUGGACCUGAAGCUUUCAAUAGUUAUAUUCAUACAUAUUUCUUUUUUAUUUCAUUUUGCUUUAUAGGGUCAAUGUUCUUUUUGAGUUUAUUCACAGGAGUUCUAUACUCAAACUUAAAAGCUAAUUAAAGUAAAAUAGAAAUGUCUGAUAUCACAAAAGCAUAAGUUGAAUUUAUGGAAAUCUCACAAAUAAUUAUCAAAGAUUUUCCUUUAUAUUCUUCACCUCCAACAUCAACAAUCAGAAGAUUCGCAUCUGAUUUAACUAAUAACAAAACAGUUCAAAAAAUAAUGUUUUGUUUAUUACUUUUUGAUUUAUUGGUGCUAUUGCUAUUCUUUUCUGAUAUGAAUGAUGAUUUCUUUAGAGUUUUAAAUAAUACUCAUAAUAGUUUAACUUAUAUUUAUAUACUUUGGAAUAUAUUUCUAUUUUUAUCUUUAGGCGUUAAUAGAUUUUUUGAUAAUCAUUGGAGAAGAUUUUAUUUUUUUUUGAUUACCAUAGCUAUUAUUGAUAUAAUCGCUGAUUAUGAAUCAGAUUGGGCUUUAGCAUAUUUUAGAUCUUCUCCAGCUGAUGCAGGAUAUCAAUUUCUAAGAUUAUUCUUUGCUCUAAGAUGUUUAAGAAUAAUUUUGAUUUUUUAAGGUUUGAUUAAUCUAUAGAGAUUAAUGAGAGUCAUGGUCUUUGCUAUGCCUUUUUUAGGUAAAAUCUUUGCUUUGUUAAUAAUAACAAUGUAUAUUUUUGCACUUUUCGGAUGUCAUAUGUAUGGAUAAUUAGAAAAAGGAUAAGUAAUGGAUGAUCAAAUCAACUUUUAAAAUGUUGCCUAAGCUAUGCUAUCCCUUUUUAAAUGUGCAUCAGGUGAUGAUUGGAGAACUAUAAUGACUGAUACUAUGUUCUAUAAUCCUUAUUGUAUUGAAGAUGAAAUUUAUUGUGGAAGCAUUUAUAACUAAAUUUAUUUCUUUCUCUUUAUGUUACUCUCAAAUUAUGUUCUAUUAAAUUUAUUUGUUUUGGGAUUAGUUGAAUAAUUUGAGUAAUUCUUUAUGCUCUAAAAUUCUAUGAUUUAAACUUAUGUAGAAAAUGUUGAUUAAAUCAAAACUAUUUGGUGUAAAUAUUCCUCUGAAACAUAAGGACAAGCUAUGCAUUAUAAAUUUUUGUGUCGUUUUUUAAUGGAUAUUGGUAAACCUUUAGGAGGAGGAAGAGAUGAAAAUCUCUGGGAUGUUGGUAAAUUAGCAUCAUCAUUCAAAUUAUAAUGGUAAUAUUUAUUAAAUAUCUGAUAGUGAUCAUUUUGGAUAUAUCUAAUAUAAUUAACUAAUGUAUGAAUUAUUUAGAGUUUGCUAUCAUGUAGAAGUAUUUAAAAAUGGCUCAACUUCAUCUAUCAAGAAAAUUAAAUAAUUUAAUAAAGAAAUGCAACUCAGAUUGAUGUAUUAUAGAAGGAAUAGAUUUCUAUAGAGAAGCAAUAUUAGUCCCAUCCUACACUUAAAAGCUAAUUUUAAUAUUUUACAUGAUUAUUUGACUGUUUUAAUCUUGUAUAAAGCAUGGGAAGCAUUCUCUAAAAAAUUAAUUAAAAAAUUAGCUAUUAAAUAGAAUCAAUUUACUGAAGGAGAUUUAGAUGAAUAAGAUUCUUCUUUCGAUUAAAAAACUAUAAAUAAUUAAUAGUAAUUCUUUCAAUUUAUUAUCUUUUUAGUUUUGAUCAAGACUGUAAUGAAUUUCUAUAAGAAGAUAUUGCAUAACAAGUUUUAUCAAAUGAAUAGGCUAAACCAGAAAAUAUCCAUUAAAAUACAAAAUGUUCAGAUGAUGGUAAUAGUAAAAAAGAGGACAUACCAGUUUACAGAUGGCAAAAAGACUAACAAUCAGGAACAUUUUUUGAAACAGGUUUUGUGUCUCCAGAAAAACCUUUUAAAAAAAAUAUGAAAUUUUGA
Molecule: messenger RNA, 6514 nt
Organism: Paramecium sonneborni
Lineage: Eukaryota; Ciliophora; Oligohymenophorea; Peniculida; Parameciidae
Source: the annotation of a GenBank genome assembly